This is a messenger RNA of Didymodactylos carnosus, 210 nucleotides long. The record is from the annotation of a GenBank genome assembly. NCBI's taxonomy places the organism in Eukaryota, Metazoa, Rotifera, Eurotatoria, Philodinida, Philodinidae.
AUGACCAAUGCAGAAGUGCUUCGUCAAGUAGAACAAGGUUAUCGUCUACCACGUCCAUUAAAUUGUCCACAAUCUCUUUAUGAGAUAAUGCUUGAAUGUUGGCAUAAAUGUCCUGAAAGUCGUCCAUCAUUUAACAGUUUACAGUACAGACUAGAAGAUCAAUAUACGGAGGGUGGAACAGAAAUUCAUAAUUUAUCCGUGCAUAAUUGA